Molecule: messenger RNA, 984 nt
Organism: Letharia lupina
Lineage: Eukaryota; Fungi; Ascomycota; Lecanoromycetes; Lecanorales; Parmeliaceae
Exons: 3
Coding region: 1-984 (327 amino acids)
Source: RefSeq, a predicted model, not a curated record
AUGUACAUGACAGCCUUCAAGGACCUUGAAUCCGUACGAAAGAACCUGGAAGAAAUUGAGGGAAUGUGCAAGGAGGCAGAGGAAGUUCAGGCUUUGCUUACCAGGCUGGGCGAAAUUAAGUUCCCCGACUUGGGCAUCAACGGCGAUUCCGUCUUGUGCUCUAGGUGUCACGAACACAUCAAUCUACCAUUCGGAUCAGCCGACCCACUGAAACCUCAACGAUCCUUUGAAUACUACGGCAUAUCCUUCAUUCUGAUCAUCACUACCCUCCUCGACAUCAGCUACUUUCGACAGACCGGUCUGAUAUGGAUAGCCGUCGGCAUGGUUACUGGGUUUCUGACUCCUAUUGCCUUCCUUCGUUGGUCCGGGGGUGAACAUUACUGCCGGCGUCUGACCCAUCAUUAUUUCCAGAGUUGGAUCUUCAGUCUUCUUAUCUGGGCUUACGGGGGGGCUGCGAUUGGCGGACCUGACGAGGUGACCGGGCUGGAGGCCUUCAUAAACUGGCAUUUGUGGAUUGGCAUCAUCAGCCACGAAUAUUAUGGCACAACACCACCCUCAUCACAUCCAGGAUCCAAGGAAACAGUCCUCGAGACCUCCCAAACCAAUUACUGCCCCUCUGCGACAUCCCCUACAGGGCUUGUCGAGCACGGACUGAGUGCAAAGCCGGCUCAGCUUUUGCACUCAAGAUACAGCUUCAGAUAUCCUACAGGGAAUUGGCAUUCCAUGAUCUUCAUCCAGGCGAGGAACGCCGUACCCACGCAGCCAGCGGGAUAUCGACGCCGCAGGGCGAGUCUUCUCGCCGCAACGAACGAACGUCUUUCUGUGAGUGCCAGCCGCGCAGACGGUGAGCUCAUCCCGCACAACGACCCAAGGAGAUCGCCUUCACCCGACGAACGAGAUGCCAUCAGACGUCUCACGUCGGCUUUGGACGAAUGCGAGAGAAUACCCGUGGGGUGCGGAUCUGAUCAUCCAAUGCUUCUUUGA